GGCAGAGACGGUAUACACUAAUCGAAUUAGGUGCUGAACAGACUGAAGCCCACAAACAGACAGACUCUACAUUUGGCGAAAUCUUGUUCGGCUACGGCCCACAUGCAGCAGAGUAAUGUCUAAUGGAAAAGUGUCAGGCUAGGAGUAGUACUGGUGGGCCGGUGGCCACUUUAAUAAUAGAAAAAGAGCCAUUCCUCACGUCAAUGUGAAGUUCUCUCAUGGACUUAGGCAAACAAGGGCCAAAAUCUUGGUAGAUUUAGAGAGGGAGAUCAGUACGGUGGUAGCCAUUAAUGGAGGUAAGUGGAAGGGAUAGGAGGGAGGGGAUGAAGGCAGUGCUGUACAUGUUGCAGGAAUGAACAUCCUCUACAAGCUUUCCGCAGAUGGAGGUCGAAUGAGCCUCCGCGUCCUCGUCGCUUUCCGGUACAUGUUGGGAGCUGCCUUCCUCUGCCCUCUUGCCUUCUUCUUGGAGAGGGCAUCGCUCAACCAAAAUCUCUACAUCGCCGCUUUGAAAAUGACUUCAGCGACAUUGGCCGUUGCAAUGACCAACCUCCUCCCUGCCUUCACAUUCAUUUUGGCUGUUAUGUUCCGAUUAGAGAGGCUCGAGAUUAGGUCUUCAAGAAGCCAGGCUAAGGUAUUGGGGACAGCAGUAGGCGUGUGUGGAGCCAUGCUACUGACCUUCUAUCAUGGUGCAAAGCUCCAGCUUUGGUCAUUCCACACCCACCUACCGCACCAUCACCCCAACAAACAUCAGUCCGGCAACCAAGUGCUGGGCUCAAUGCUGGCCAUGGCAAACACAGUGAGCUAUGCUACAUGGCUUAUAAUGCAGGGCAUUCUGUUAUCAGGCUUGGUUGUGGCUCUCAUUUCAUGGGCUAUUCCGAUGAGAGGACCACUGUUUGUCUCAGCUUUCAGCCCCUUGUCCCUUGUCAUUGUUGCCUUUUUUGGGUCCAUAUUUCUUGAUGAGGCUCUUCAUCUAGGAAGUGUGGUUGGUGCUGGAUUGAUCAUCUUGGGACUGUACACUGUGCUGUGGGGCAAAGGGAAAGAGGUGAAGGAACUUGUCCAGCUUCAGGCACACAGAUCUGCUGGAGAAGCAACUAAACUGGAUUCAGAUGGGUUGCACUUGAACUCGGCUGGUGCAACCAUUGGUGCAGAUCAAGUGCCAGAGCACAGCAUAAAAGAAGAUCAGAUAGACUGUCCAGUUGUAGCUAAUUGAGUCAGGAGCAUGCAGCUCUCACAGCCAGUUUUUCCAUGCACUUAAGAAGUGUCCAGCAUUAAGCACUAGCAUGUAAGGAAAGUGAUGCUAAACAAGGAUUAUAAACGAGCCAAUAUCUUGUUUGCAAUCACAUGUAUGCACACAGAGAAAUCUAGUCUGUUCAUGAUCAAGGACGUCAC
Nymphaea colorata (pocket water lily) is the source of this 1389-nucleotide messenger RNA. Its product is annotated as WAT1-related protein At1g09380-like. The transcript has 6 exons. Gene Ontology annotation, cellular component: plasma membrane. The record is from RefSeq and is a predicted model, not a curated record. NCBI's taxonomy places the organism in Eukaryota, Viridiplantae, Streptophyta, Magnoliopsida, Nymphaeales, Nymphaeaceae. Bases 353 to 1210 code for a protein of 285 amino acids. Gene Ontology annotation, molecular function: transmembrane transporter activity.